GUUUCCAGGAUGUGUCUAUUUUUUUUUUUUUUUUAGAAUCUUCCUACUUUCUUUUUCUGCACCACGAGCUGCACAAAACCUCUCUCGGCGCGCCGACUGGACGUUGGAGUGAUAUAACCGAAAGCCCAGGCGAGCUUCAAACUUUUCUUUCAUCCGUUUCCCCCCUCCGAGAUCAUCACCCAAUUGGUAUGCGCUCAGCGGGGAGCGUCUUUGUUUUCCAGCAGCAGCAGCAGCAGCAGCAGCAGCAGCAGCAGCAGCAGCCAGUCCCUGAAUAUGGCCAAUAAUGUUGCCGAGGGGCGGGGAGCAGCGCGCUCUGCAGACCCAGCGAGUCUGAGAGUCUGGCGGAGUGCCGAGGAGAGGCAGCAGGCAGCGGUGGCGGAGAUGGGCUCACACCUCUGAAUCACACCUACACCAUCACCGUCGAGCAUCUCGGAGACGUUAUCUUUUUUUAUUUUUUUUCUGGGCUUUUUCUUUCUUUUCUUUUUUUUUUACUGUGGCUUGCGGUGCUUUUAAAGACUGGUAAACUGAGGGGGAAAGAAAAGAAGCAGGAGCGGGAUAUAGGUUUACAGUUGCAUUCCGACGCGCAGCACUCCUCCCCGUCGCCUCACCUGCACGGCCGGUGAAGAGGUCCGCUGUGGCGACCAUGCAUCCAGACAGGCACUUACCUGAACUGGUGGCGGAGAAAAACAGCCUGGACCCCUCCUUUGUGCAUGCGGUGCGCCUGCUUGCAGAAGGUAAAUCAGAGAUUGAAAAGUGCGAGGGUGAUGAAUUGAGAAAAGAUGGCGACAUGAAGAAAUACCUAGAUAUCAUCAGCAAUAAAAACAUCAAGCUCUCCGAAAGAGUUCUCAUUCCGAUCCAACAGUAUCCCAAGUUUAAUUUUGUCGGGAAGCUGCUGGGACCACGGGGAAAUUCCAUGAAACGAUUACAAGAGGAAACGGGGGUGAAGAUGUCUAUCCUCGGCAAGGGCUCCAUGAGAGAUAAAGACAAGGAAGAAGAAUUAAGGAACAGCGGAGAGGCCAAGUACGCCCACCUGAGUAACGAUCUUCACGUUUUAAUUGAAGUCUUUGCUCCACCUGGAGAGGCCUACUCUCGCAUGAGUCACGCCUUGGAGGAAAUUAAAAAAUUCCUAGUUCCAGACUACAACGACGAGAUCAGACAGGAGCAGCUGAGAGAGCUCUCCCUGUUGAAUGGCUCCGACGAGUCGAGCAGAGGGAGGAGCGUGCAGGGGAGGAGUGCGCGACCGGCAACCACAGUAUCCACCAGCAGGGGCCACAGAGGCACAGGGAGGAGCGGAGCGGCGCCUCGGGGGACGGCGGUGGCGGCGGCGACGGCGACCCACACCAAACUCCCCACGACCGUUCUGACGAGGGAGGUACAGGCUCCGAGAGCCAGGGGGGCCGCGGGGAGCGCCGGGUACAGGCCCCCGCUGCUAGCCGUCACACAUGAAUCAUACGACGACUAUGGCUACGACGACGGGUAUGGUGGUGAAUAUGAUGAUGAGAGUUACGAAGCCUACGAGGAUAACUACAGCAAUCAAUCAAAGAGCAUUUCAGAAUAUUAUGAAUAUGGACACGGACCCAGUGAUGAAUCCUACAACAACUACGAGGAGGAGUGGCCGACCACCCGUCCCAGCCUCAAAGCCCCAGUUUUACGGCUGACAAGAGGGGGCUACAGAAAACAUCCCUAUGGUAGAUACUGAAGGUGCUCCAGACACGUGACCUCCGAUUUCAAAACUAUUUAUAUAUUUUUUAAAUCCCUCAUGAAAAAAAAAAAAAAAAUGUUGUAACAUUUUGCUUUUUUUUUGUUUUGGUUUGGUUUUUUUGUCCGUCUCCUUCAGAAAUCGAAAUAAAGAAUAACCCCGUAAAGCACAUUAAUCCACAAACGUUAACAUUAUUGCAGUAUUCAGAUUUCACUCGGAGCCUUCGUUUUGAAAAUACGGAGAGGAAAUGAAAAAGAGGCUCUCAUCCAGGCUCACUCAUGUACAGGAAGGUUGUUAUUAAAAUCGGCUGUUUAUAAAUGCCCUUCAUUUCACCUCGAUACCCCCGAUAAACUGUAGGUAUUUCAGAUUUAUUUAUUUAUUUUUUUGCUUUCUUGAGUUACAUCUAAGAUUCUGACAAAAUGAGUUUCCAUGUAUUGCCUUCGAUGCAGCGAUUAUCAGGGGUUAGGGCCAAUCUGUGCUGUCACCACUCACUCAAGCUACGCAGGUAACUUCGCGAUCAGACAGCGCUGGCAGCAUCCUCUGUGUUUCGCUUCAUUAUGUGUACAGUACUCCGUGGCCCUGUGGGUCAGUGUCACAGAAAACAUCGUCAGAGUUGUCAGGCUCGGGGAGAGAAAAACAAUCUGACAAGCCUUUCUGUCGGGGCAUCGGGGGACAUCCCAUGUCAGUUGUCUUCCACUCUGAGGCCAUAGAAGAAAAAGAAAAAAAAAACAAACAAGCAAAAGUCAAAUAUGUAUCUAAUUUUAGGCUUCUAUCUUUGUAGACCUAGCUUUCUAGAUAUUAACGUGUUGACAGAAUACGCACCACAAUCCCGAUUUAGCUCGUUGUGAUGAAGACAAAAUUACUUUACAGGCUGGAUGUGUCUUUAACCGGCUGCAGAGCAAAGGUGACGCUGCACUUGAACGUUUGAAUGAAUCCCUCCUCAGCCUCCGUCACCCUCCCUUCAGAAGUUCACUGACCGAUCUUUAUACUGAUUAAUCCCUUGUAGCGAAAAAAAAAAAAGGAGCCACGUGAGAUUCAGACUAGUUCGUUCAAGACACAUUUCUUUUACAAAUAUGUGGAAAAACUUUACUAAGAGCAUCACAGAUAGAUGGAAAAUUGUUUGAACUGUAAAGGUUAACAUCACAUUAACAUCAGCUGUAACUUUAUAAUGGCUAUCCAAAUAAGGUUACAUUUAAUCAUUCAAUUCAAUCCUAUUUCCAUUUUUUACAUUGAGUGCCCUCACACCAUAGUUACAGGGGACAGUGGUUGAAAUCUUCCCCCUUUAAGACUCUCAUACGUCAGUGACCCUCAUACAUUUUUCUAAUAUUUCAUCUUCAGCUGUGGCAGUUUCUUAUGUGGCAUUCCUGGUAUUAUCACAACACCAUUUGCCAUUUAACUGAUUAAAAACUUACGUUAUCAAUCAAGUCAUCGAAUGUAAAAGAACACAGUAUCAUUACCUGGCCACUAGUGGUUCUUUAUAGGCUAAUAAUAGCAACCUGUAAUAAUACGCUGCCAGUCUGUACUGAUGUUAGAGGAGCUGCACCGAUUUCAGCAACUUCGCUGCUGGACUUAAGUUAUAUUUCGGGCCACAUAUGCAUUCAGCAUUGGACUGUUUCAAAAUACAGGACAAUCAGCAACCGAUCAGUAAUAACACUGCGAUAUUAGCUAACUAGUAAGACAUCGACACAUCAGCAAACUAGCAGUGGUUGUUUUAAUGCUUGUUACAAAGAAAAGGACCAUGAGACACCUCUAUCCAAACAAGGCCCCGUGUCGAUCUGCAGCAGCUUGCUGUUUUUGGUUGCAUGACUUGCAAAAAUUCAUUAUCGUGGUGACAGACAGAGAAGCACACGCCGCUCUGAACACAAUUGACCUGAUAAAACCGGAUUAAAGGCAACAGAUGGAAACCAAACCCCUCUCCAGAAUGGGAGACCUGAAUACAAAGUGACUAAAUGAUCUAGCUUUUCCUUUUUUCUUUCUUUUUCCUAUUCUAUAUAUGAAAAUGUUGAAUGUUCAAAAUCAGUCCUCAAGUUUCUCCCCCAUAACUGACUGCUGAAACUGAUUCAUGACGACUUCAUGGCAACAUGGAGUGGACACCGCAGACUAAAGUUAGCCUAAGUUACAUUGUGAUUUAUCAAAUUAUAUAAGAUGUGAGAUCGUAAUCGUGCAAAACACAUUUUUCUUUUGUUUGGGUUGGGAGCAGUCGGCAGUAUACAGUGUGUGAUUUAUAAUGCGUGCUUUGUUUUUUGUGUGUAAUCUGUAUUUACAUAAAGCAUUUAAUAAAAACAACAUAAACCUCAAUGCAGUGUGUAAGACUCUCUAAAUAGGUGGCUAUGAAGCAAUAAAUUGAUUUUUAUUCAUUUUUUUAAUUUUUUCUUUUUUUCUUUUUGGACACUGAGACCAUUUAACAUCUGGUA
This is a messenger RNA of Acanthopagrus latus (yellowfin seabream), 4113 nucleotides long. It is a transcript of the gene khdrbs2, whose product is annotated as KH domain containing, RNA binding, signal transduction associated 2. The coding region runs from base 644 to 1699 and encodes 351 amino acids. Gene Ontology annotation, biological process: regulation of alternative mRNA splicing, via spliceosome. Gene Ontology annotation, molecular function: poly(A) binding; mRNA binding. Gene Ontology annotation, cellular component: nucleus. The transcript has 9 exons. The record is from RefSeq and is a predicted model, not a curated record. NCBI's taxonomy places the organism in Eukaryota, Metazoa, Chordata, Actinopteri, Spariformes, Sparidae.